Molecule: messenger RNA, 910 nt
Organism: Capsicum annuum
Lineage: Eukaryota; Viridiplantae; Streptophyta; Magnoliopsida; Solanales; Solanaceae
Product: histone deacetylase complex subunit SAP18
Exons: 6
Coding region: 202-675 (157 amino acids)
Biological process (GO): negative regulation of DNA-templated transcription
Cellular component (GO): nucleus
Molecular function (GO): transcription corepressor activity; transcription factor binding
Source: RefSeq, a predicted model, not a curated record
AGUUAAUCAUGGAUUAGCUAUCCAUUACCCAAACGAGCCUUAAUUGAAUUGAAUUUGACCUUCAUUUUGUUAAGGUUACUUUAGUGGGCCCCUUAAGAGAUCCAACGGGUAAGCCCAACAGGAUACUACAAAAGAUCAAAGCCAGCUUUCACCGUCCCUGUUGAGUUGCGAGUGACAGACGACGAAACGGGAGUGACGGCAAUGGCGGAUGUUCAAAGAAGAGGAAGGCCAUUACCACCUCCUCCACCAAGGGGUGGCCCACUUGGUCCACCUCUCGCAAGGAUUCCUCCACGCCCUGUACCUGUCGAUCGCGAGAAGACUUGUCCUCUGUUGCUUCGUGUUUUCACUAAGGUUGGAGGCCAUCACAAUAAGAAUGAAUUUGCCGUGAGAGGCAAGGAACCCAAAGAUGAGGUCCAAAUCUAUACAUGGAUGGAUGCUACUUUGCGCGAACUAACUGAUCUGGUUAAAGAAGUUGCUCCAGAAGCAAGACGGAGAGAUGCAACUUUGUCCUUUGCUUUUGUCUAUCCUGAUAAAAGGGGGCGAUUUAUCGUUAGUGAGGUGGGGAGAACGUUUUCUUAUCCCAAUAUAAGGCGACCAGAUGAUGGCAGCAAACCACUGAGUGAACUUAAAUUUCAGAUAGGAGAUUACUUGGAUGUGGCUAUCAUGUUCCAAUAAGCUUUUAUGACCUGUAUUGGAAUUAGAAUUAUGCAGACUUGUACUAGUUUGUGUUUCUUCCUGCGUCUAGAUAUCUGUAUUUUUCUGUUAAGUUGACCUAAUGUUUAUUUUUUCUGAAAUUCCCUCUAGAGCUGUCUGGCUAGUUAUGUUAUGUUACGUUCGGUAUGUGAUGGAUUUAACUAGUCUUCUCAGAGCUAACUCAAUUGUUAUGAAUUAUCGCCACUUUUAUGUUUUC